AUGGGAUAUGGGGAGCUUAUUAUACGAAACUAUGACGCUCAAAACGAUAGAGUUAGAGUGGAAGAUCUCGAGAGAAGAUGUGAAGUAGGCCCAGCUGAGAGAGCGUUUCUCUUCACAGACACCUUGGGUGACCCCAUCUGCAGAAUCAGAAACAGUCCGAUUUAUAAGAUGCUGGUAGCCGAGCUGGACAGCCAGUUGGUUGGUGUCAUCCAGGGCUCCAUAAAGCUUGUAGCAAUUCAUAAACCUCCCAAGGAUCUAGCCAGGGUUGGCUAUAUCUUGGGCUUAAGGGUUGCACCUCUUCAUCGGCGACGAGGGAUUGGCUCGAGACUGGUGAUCAAAAUGGAGGAAUGGUUCAUUGCAAGUGAUGUUGAUUAUGCAUACAUGGCCACAGAGAAAGAUAAUGAGGCGUCCUUCAAGCUCUUUGUAGACAAGCUCAGUUACGUCAAGUUCCGGACGCCAGCCAUUCUCGUAAACCCUGUUAGCCAUCGGAUGUCCCAGAUAUCAUCGAACUUUGAAUUAGCAAAGCUCAAGAUUGAAGAAGCUGAAUCUCUCUACCGUAAAUUCAUGUCUUCAUUAGAGUUCUUCCCAAAUGAUAUAGGCAGUAUACUGAGAAACAAGUUAAGCUUGGGGACUUGGGUGGCUUAUCCGAGAGGUCAAUCAUGGGGUUAUUCAGAAUCAAAUGAGGGAGUUCCUAGUAGUUGGGCAAUGCUUAGUGUAUGGAAUAGUGGGGAGCUUUUCAAGUUGAGGUUAGGGAAUGCACCCUUAUCUUGUUUGAUGUACACGAAGAGCUCAAAAUUGAUCAAAAAGCUUUUUCCAUGCUUUAAAUUGCCAGCCAUACCAGAUUUUUUCCAUCCAUUCGGAUUCUAUUUCAUAUAUGGAGUGCAUCAUGAAGGUCCAUUGUCUGGCAAUUUGGUACGGAUCCUGUGCCGAUUCGUGCAUAACUUGGCUUCAAAGUCUAAGGAUUGUAAGGUUAUUGUUACAGAAGUUGGAGGUAGCGACACAUUGAGACUUCACAUCCCGCAUUGGAAAUUACUGUCCUGUUCAGAAGAUUUAUGGUGCAUAAAGGCCUUGAAAAAUGAAGAGAGGAACAGCCUCCUUGAGUUGACGAAAACCCCACCGACAAGAGCUCUUUUUGUAGACCCAAGAGAUGUAUGAACAAAGAAAUAUUCCAGACCCUUUUAGUCUGGCCUGAGCUAAACCCCACCUCAUGUAUUCUUUGACAAGUUCAAUCCAUCUCUCCUGGCGG
Durio zibethinus is the source of this 1246-nucleotide messenger RNA. RefSeq names its product putative N-acetyltransferase HLS1. The record is from RefSeq and is a predicted model, not a curated record. Lineage: Eukaryota; Viridiplantae; Streptophyta; Magnoliopsida; Malvales; Malvaceae. Gene Ontology annotation, molecular function: acyltransferase activity, transferring groups other than amino-acyl groups.